Rhineura floridana is the source of this 2182-nucleotide messenger RNA. It is a transcript of the gene P2RX3, whose product is annotated as purinergic receptor P2X 3. Gene Ontology annotation, biological process: monoatomic cation transmembrane transport; response to ATP. Bases 331 to 1551 code for a protein of 406 amino acids. The transcript has 13 exons. Gene Ontology annotation, molecular function: ATP binding; purinergic nucleotide receptor activity; extracellularly ATP-gated monoatomic cation channel activity. The record is from RefSeq and is a predicted model, not a curated record. Gene Ontology annotation, cellular component: nuclear inner membrane; plasma membrane. Lineage: Eukaryota; Metazoa; Chordata; Lepidosauria; Squamata; Rhineuridae.
CCGACCUUUCCUCUCCCCAUCUCUAUGGCUGGGUGGGGCGACUGGGACUUGAUUGGUUAACGCAGGCUAGGAUGUGAUGUUCUGAGUCCAGAGUCUGGGGGCUGUAGCUGAAAUAUGCUUUUGCUUAUGAAAGCUCGAGUCGCAGUGCAGGCUGCUUGCUAUUCAAAGGUAUAAGGAGGACCUGGGCUAGCAGAUCCAUUAUCACCAGGCUUCUUGCGCAUGUUUGUUUUCCCUUCCUCGUGUACAGAGUUAAAAGUAUCAGCUGUCCAUACAAAAAAGAAAGGCGAAAUCUAAUGUCGCCCAAACACAUCCAAGAAAGUGGAAGUAAAGAUGGAAAUAAACCCUAGAGAGCCAUUCGUUGUCAGGCACAGCCGACGAUGGGCUAGAUGGACUAAUGGACUUGAUCGUUAUGUUGUAUUAUCACCACGGAUGUUGUUGAAAUAUAAUCUGUUCAUCAGAUGGGUGUUCCUGCACGAGAAGGCCUACCAGAUAAGAGACACCUCCAUUGAGUCCUCUGUGGUGACAAAGGUGAAGGGCUUUGGCAAGUACAGCAACCGGGUUAUGGACACAGCUGAUUACGUUACACCUCCGCAGGGAACCUCAGUCUUUGUUAUCAUCACUAAACUCAUUGUGACUGAGAACCAGGUACAAGGCUUCUGCCCUGAGAAUCAGCCAGUGUACAAAUGCAAGUUGGACAAAGAUUGCAAGAAGCCUGGCCCCACCGCUACAGGAGCAGGUAUUCUGACGGGCCGAUGUGUUAAUUACAAUUCCACUUUCCAGACCUGUCAGAUCCAGGGUUGGUGCCCAGCAGAGGUGGACAAUGUAGAUGUACCUGUCAUGCUAGAAGCAGAAAACUUCACCCUCUUCAUUAAGAACAGCAUCCGCUUCCCCCUGUUCAAUUUUGAAAAAGGAAACCUCUUACCCAACCUUACAGCUGAAGAGAUUAAGAGUUGCCGCUUCAACCCGGUGGAGCAACCCUUUUGCCCCAUCCUGCGCCUUGGAGACAUAGUGAAAUUUGCCGGGCAAGACUUUGCCUCAUUGGCUCACACGGGUGGGGUAAUCGGGAUUAAGAUUGGAUGGGUGUGUGACCUGGAUCUUUCUUGGGAUCGCUGCGUCCCCAGCUAUUCUUUUAACCGGCUUGACAGAGUCUCUGAAAAAAACAAAGUCUCUCCUGGAUACAAUUUCAGAUAUGCCAAGUACUACAAGCAAGAUAAUGGCACAGAGUUCCGCACACUGAUGAAGGCAUAUGGCAUUCGCUUUGAUGUUCUGGUUUAUGGGAAUGCUGGAAAAUUCAACAUCAUCCCAACUCUCAUCAAUACCGUGGCAGCUUUCACAUCUGUUGGGGUGGGGACGGUCCUGUGUGACAUCAUUCUCCUCAACUUCCUGAAGGGAGCAGAUCAAUACAAGGCCAAGAAAUUUGAACAGGUGUCCGAGAAAGUGUUGCAUCCAGGCACUUCCAGCAGUCCCAUGUACCAGAGCAACCAGACACUGGGAGGUCGUUGUGAGGAGAAGCAGUCAACUGAUUCAGGCGCUUACUCAAUUGGGCUCUAACAAACACAGAAAUGUGAAGAGGACAUUAAGAAGUUCCCCAUGUUGCUCUUCUGUCAUGGGAGCUGCCCUCCACACCUGCACAUCAGUUUGGAUCCUUCUAUCUUAUUGUACCACUGAAGGAGCUGGCUGGUUCAGUAAAAGCUGGUCCACUAGGGCAAAUGGGGCAGUGCCCCACCAAUCGUAGUCUGCCCCUGGCCACCCCAUCGUAUCUGCUGGCCUUUUUACUUAUAACCAGGCCAGGGCCUGGCCCUGUCUAUCUGUUUUCUCCUUGUUAAUCUCAGGUUUGCCUUUGUGGAACUCAGCAGGGAGGAGGAUGGGGACAAAACUAGAAUUAGUUGGCUCCACCUAUCAUUGGCGUUGGCUUGGUCUAUUGUUUCCCCGCAAUCCACCCUUCCAGUCUCAAUGGGCACCAGCCACCACUGGGUUGGUUGGUUUACUUAAUGCUUCCCAUUUUUAUUCCCCCCUCCCCACUGGCUUUUUUCUUAAGGAAGGCCUACCUCAAGUCUUCUCAACCCAGUAACUCUUAUUCCCUUCCUUGAGAAAAUGGCCACAACAAAAAGUGAUAGUUUUAAAAGGGGAGAUCUCUAGGUCCCCAAAAUCUAAAUACUAAAAUGUGUGCACUAAAAUGGGG